This is a messenger RNA of Suillus bovinus, 3776 nucleotides long. RefSeq lists its product as uncharacterized. Lineage: Eukaryota; Fungi; Basidiomycota; Agaricomycetes; Boletales; Suillaceae. Gene Ontology annotation, molecular function: protein binding. The record is from RefSeq and is a predicted model, not a curated record. Bases 214 to 3645 code for a protein of 1143 amino acids. The transcript has 3 exons.
UGACGUCGAUAUCCAACAUGGUUCGCACGAGGCGGAAAAAAACCAGCCAAACAAGGCUAAACACGUCUCGUCCAAGUUUACAUAGUGAGGUCACCGACUUGCAACGAUACUAUUACAGUUGCUGGCAUCGUGGGUUUUGUUUCGCUUUUCAUUAUAGCAGAUACAAGUCUGAAGAUUGCUUCGACAGCACUCCACGCCCAGGUGCGGGUGCCCAUGAUCGAGCCUUUAGCGGCAGCUGUAGUAAACAGUUUUUUGUUGCGUACACCUGCUGGACGCGCCUCUGCAUUCAGGCCUUCUUUGGAACACAUGGGUCGGCCCAUUCGUCGUCCCCUACUACGCGACUUUUUUACUCCGACCGCAAGAAAGUGGAAAGGCAAAGAGAAAGCAGUGGAGCAGGAUGUGGACUAUGCUCAGUGUGCCGAAUGCGCCGAAUGGCUCUUGGGAGCAUCACACGAAUCGUACUGCGUCAUGAAGCACUCCGUUUGGUGUCCAAGGCGAAAUCGUAUAUUAAUGGUCAAUGACGCGGCUCCCCGUCGAUCGAAUCAUUCUGCGAGUCUUCCAAAUAUCCGCCGCUAUUCCUCAUCUCUUCCAUCGUGUUCAAGUUCUCCACAGUUUAAUAAUCUCUUGACGGCUUCGUCAUUGCCGGGUCCUGAAACACAAGACGUCAUAACCUCUCCUUUGAACCACUUCCUGUCUCUCCUGCAAGAAAAUUACCCAUUUAACUUGGAUUAUGCAUGGAAUGCUUACCAAAUGCUCGUUGACUCUGACGACAACCAGCAUCUGAAACCGUUAGACGUCUUAAACUUUGCUCAAAAGCUCUCUGCUGCUAUAGAGACAGGUGGUGAGGACAAAGGCAGCGUUCCAUACUUUCAGAAGUGGGGCACACGAAUUGCCGCGCUAAAUGAGCGGCUGGAGUCCGUAUUCGAGAAGCAUUCAAGCGAGGACAUUACGCGGUUAAAACUCGUAGCGAGAGGCUUGGCAUUUCUAGGAGAUAUGGACCAUGCAAUCAUUACCGCCCACGAACUAUCGGAUCUACUUAUUGACGGACGGAAAGAGGAAUUAUAUGAAAUAUAUAGGACCCUUAUACGGUUAAUGGCGCUUCACCAAGAUAGCGAGCACGUCCUGGAUUUUGUUCUUGCGGAGUGGGCCAAGAUCGGGAUGCAUCUCUUGCCUCUUUCUACUCGUUUGAAGUUUUUAGACAUCGACGUAAAACCCUCAUCGCUCCAAGAUACGAUCUACUCGAUUUUGGCCAACAUACCGGAUGCCGCAUCUCUAUUGGCAAAGCGACGACAGGAGGGUUUGGAGACGCGGCAGCGUAUUGGAGUCCUGUUGCUGGACGUACUAUGGAAGGAAACCCUGGCAGAAGAUGCGUAUGCAUUGCUCAAAGAAAUGCGAGCGCAGCAGAUGUUGAUACCAGUUGACAUGCAACUCCAAGUGGUCCGCUCGCUUGUUCGCGCUGACUCCUUCAUCCGCGCCAAUGAAUUGUACAGAACCAUAUCGGAGUCGACGGGCGCCCAGCAUAAAUUUUUCAUCUCUACUGGAAUGUUUCUCGCAGCACAUCAGGGUGACAUUGACCGCGCCGAGGAGUAUUAUUCUCAACUCGGCAUAGCGCGGUGGAUUACGUCGCAGGAUAGAGCCACUCUUAUGCAUGCAUAUGCAGUUGCCGGACGGGUGGACAAAGUCGUCGAACUAUUUCAUGAGUUCUUCCCUGACCCAAAGAAUUCGCGGCUCGGACCAAAACCUUCGAUCGUGCAUUACACCAUUGUGGUGUACGCUCACGCAGAGCGCGCGGAUUACGACGGGCUCAAUUUUUGGCUUCAGGCUAUGUCGAAGGCUGGACACAUUCCUGAUAUCUACGUCUACAGCAUCAUCCUCAAAAGCUUUGCUGCGCGUGGAGAAGUAGAGUCUGUCUCCGCUGUUUUAGACCAGAUGCGCGCGUCCAAAAUUAUGCCCACUCGUAUCUUGUACACGACUGUCAUAACUCUUCUCGCCCAUAGGAAGGACCCGAUAUCCGCAGAGGCCAUCUACAAACGUGCGUUGCGUGAAGGGAUAGCUCCUGAUCGCAUGAUGAUCACCUCUCUCAUGAAUGCACAUGUGGAAGCUGGUUCUUGGGCGGGAGUAGUGCGCGUUUUCGACUACCUCAAAUCGUCUCGAAACCCUCGCCUUCGGCUAUCAGUAGAAGUCUACAAUACUCUGUUGAAGGCCUACGUCCUCAUCGGCGCCCCUUUUCGUGUCGUCUCUGCAAUCUUUCGCAAGCUUGAGGAUCUGGGCGUUCAGCCUAAUGGGCGGAUGUAUACCCUCGUCAUCCAGUCGGCCUGCGAUGCAGGAUAUAUGAACAUCGCCAACAGGAUUUUUGCCGAGAUGCAGGCAGCCUCAAAAAACUGGCAGACAACUUACAGCGUUGAUGCCUUUGUGUUGACGAUCAUCAUGGCUGGUCAUUUGCGGCUGGGUGACAAACGUAGUGCAAAGGCUGUUUAUGACGACAUGUGCAAGCGAGGCAUUCAACCUACAUCCGCCACAUUCUAUCAUAUCCUCCGCACUUAUGGCAAGGAGGAAACCGAAGAAAGCUUCCAAAUUGCAGAGGCCUUCUUGAAGGCCAUCAUGGCUGGUGAGUCUUCGGCGUCGUGGGUCCCUCCUCAGACUCGCACCGCUGCGCUCGAGCACGUCCACGGUCCCCUCAUGCUCGCGUAUGCGAAAACUGACAAACCGGAGGAGGUGGAGCGGUUGUUCCAAUCCAUGCUGGAAGCAGGUGGAGAACCUUCGUUGGCCAGCCUGUCGGUGCUCCUCGACGCCUACCGUCGCUCUGGUGACAUUGAAGCCAUCCAUGGGCUUUGGCCACAAAUAUGGCAACUCGCCUUACGUCUUUCGAAGACGGAUUCUCUUUUCGAAGGAGAAGAUAACAACCCUUCCGACCCCACGAAACGUCAAGGGACUCUUCUCUGCGCUCCCCUAUCCAUCUAUAUCGAUGCACUUUCUGCGGCUGGGGAACACUCUGUGAUUGCCGAGAUGUGGGGGAAAGCGAGAUCUCAUGGCUUCAGCUUCGAUUCACAUAACUGGAACCAUUUGGCAGUUGCCCUGGUCCGUGCGGGAGAGCCGGAGCGGGCCUUCGAGAUAGUCGAACGCGUAUUGCUACCUUAUCAGCGUCAGAGCGAGGGCGUACAGCGUGACAGAGAUUUAUCUCCUGAUUCCCCUCUCACCUUCGAUACCAAUCCGGCAGAUAUCAACAAACCAGUUUCUCAGUCGCCGAUGCACCGUAGUGAGCGGCGAGCUUAUCAAUCGAAGGUAGCUACAAAGAGAUCCGGUGACGCACUAGAAAUGGAUCCGACCUCGGAUGAUUUUGCCCACCCAUUACACAUUCUACACCAGAUAUCCCCUUCCUGGGAUGUUUGGCGCCCACAUCGUGCUGUACUUGCCCUGCUGUCAGGUGUGCUGCGCCAUCUGGAAUCUGGGAUGUUUGUCCAACCGAUGGGAGACCGUAGCUCAGCGCCACAGGCACUAGACAACGCUUUCACUCGUGGAAACCUCGCACGAGAGAUGCUUGACCGCAUUUAUCACAGUUACCCUGACACGAUCCAAACUAUUCGCUUGCACGAGCGUCGGAUUGCGCGGAAAUCUUCGUUGACGAGACAAGACGAUGGGUGGUAGACGAUGAUAUAUGGUACCGAGUACUGAGUACAUUGCAAGGUAGAGGAGACAUUAGUGAUGCAGUGGUGAUUACAUUGUCUGAACACGAAGAUCAUCAAAGGCCAAAGGCAGUACUGUGUUACGUGACUCCC